This is a messenger RNA of Heterostelium album PN500, 4284 nucleotides long. It is a transcript of the gene abcG11, whose product is annotated as ABC transporter G family protein. NCBI's taxonomy places the organism in Eukaryota, Evosea, Eumycetozoa, Acytosteliales, Acytosteliaceae. Gene Ontology annotation, molecular function: ATP binding; ABC-type transporter activity; ATP hydrolysis activity. The coding region runs from base 1 to 4284 and encodes 1427 amino acids. Gene Ontology annotation, cellular component: membrane. The transcript is spliced from 5 exons. Gene Ontology annotation, biological process: transmembrane transport; aggregation involved in sorocarp development; sorocarp morphogenesis. The record is from RefSeq and is a predicted model, not a curated record.
AUGUCAGAAAUAAAUCUUAACGAUGGUGUAGCUUCUGUCGAGGAAAGUACCAGACAAUUCAAUGAGGUUUCCAAUGAUUUGGAAAACCAAUCGAAACAGUUCCAGGAGAUCCACACCGAGCCUACUGGAGAUAUAGAGAUGGGUGAAAGAGUUAGAGAGAAUGAAGACGACUUCAAACUCCGUAAAUAUUUUGAAAACUCUCAAAGAAUGAAAAUGGAGAUCGGUGGAAAACCUAAAAAGAUGGGUGUCUCCAUUAAAAAUCUUACUGUUGUAGGUCAAGGUGCUGAUCAUUCUAUCAUUGACGACAAUUUAACUCCACUCAAAUUUCUUUUUAAAUGUUUGAAUCCAUUUACUUUAUUUAGAAAAAGUGAAGUUAAAACAUUCAAUAUCCUGAAUGAAGUGAAUGGUUUCAUUGAGGAUAGUAAGAUGUUGUUGGUUUUGGGUCGUCCAGGUGCUGGUUGUUCAACAUUAUUGAGAGUCAUCUCUAAUCAGACAGAUUCUUAUAUCGAUGUUGUUGGUGACAUCAAGUAUGGUAAUAUUCCAGCCGACGAAUUUGGAAGAUACCGUGGUGAAGCCAUCUACACACCAGAGGAAGAUAUCCAUUUUCCAACUCUCACAGUCUUUGAGACUCUUGAUUUCACAUUGAAAUUAAAGACACCCCAUCAACGUUUGCCAGAGGAAACAAAGGCGAAUUUCCGUACUAAAAUACUUGAUCUAUUAGUUGGAAUGUAUGGAUUAGUUCAUCAAAAAGAUACUGUUGUUGGUGAUGAAUUUGUUAGAGGAUUGUCAGGUGGAGAACGUAAGAGAAUGACAAUUACCGAAGCAAUGGUAUCCGGUUCAUCUAUCACCUGCUGGGAUUCUUCAACUCGUGGUUUGGAUGCUGCAUCCGCACUGGACUAUGCCAAGUCAUUGAGAAUCAUGUCAGAUACUCUCCACAAGACUACCAUUGCCUCUUUCUACCAGGCAUCGGAUUCAAUCUAUAAUCUUUUUGACAGGGUUAUGGUCUUGGAUAAAGGUCGUUGUAUUUACUUUGGUCCGACUCAUCUCGCCAAGCAAUAUUUCUUGGAUCUGGGUUUCGAUUGUGAACAAAGAAAAUCAGUUGCCGAUUUCCUUACUGGAAUUUCUAAUCCACAGGAACGUUUGGUUCGUCCAGGUUUCGAGGGUCGCGUUCCAGAGACAUCCGGUGAUCUUGAGGAGGCCUGGAAAAACUCUGAGCUCUUCAGACAACAGAUGGAAGCUCAACAACUCUAUGAAGCAGCCGUCGAGAGGGAACAGCCAUCAGUUGAAUUCAUCGAGCAAAUUCGCAAGGAAAAGAGUAAGACUGCAUCCAAGAGAUCGCCAUACACCUCCAGUUUUAUCACUCAAUGCAUUGCUCUCACCCAGCGUCAAAUGCAACUGAGUAACGGUGACAAAUUCUCAACCUACACUCUCUUUGUCACUGUGAUUGCACAGUCGCUCAUUAUGGGUGGAAUCUUCUACAACUUGGACAAUACAACCAAUGGUUUGUUCACUCGAGGUGGUGCAAUCUUUUGUUCUAUCAUCUUCAACGUCAUUCUCACAAGUGGUAAUCUUCACGCUACAUUCACCGGAAGGCGUAUCCUUCAGAAGCACAAAGCUUACGCUUUGUACCGUCCUUCUGCAUUCUUGAUUGCCCAGGUAAUUGUCGAUAUUCCAGUUGCAUUCAUACAGGUCACCAUGCAUGCUAUCAUCGUGUACUUUAUGUAUGGACUUGACGUUGAUGCUGGCAAAUUCUUUAUCUUUUAUUUCACAUUGAUUGGUAUCACUCUGGCUGCUUCAUCAUUAUAUCGAGCAUUCGGAAAUUUCACACCCACCAUCUUUGCUGGACAAAACUUUAUGAAUUUCGUUUUCAUCUUUGCGAGUAUCUAUGUCGGUUAUUCUAUUCCCUAUAAAAAAAUGCACCCUUGGUUCCAAUGGUUCUUCUGGGUUAAUCCUCUUGCCUAUGCUUUCAAGGCAUUGAUGACCAACGAGUUCAAAGGAAUUCAUUUCACAUGUGGUGAAUCUGCAAUUCCAUACGGUCCAAACUAUAACGAUAGCAGUCAUCGUAUUUGUCCAGUGAUUGGUGCGGUCGAAGGUGAUAUGGCGAUUGCAGGUGAGACCUAUCUGAGUAAUACAUUUGCUUUCGAUGUUGAUCAACGUGCAUUGAAUGUCGUUGCUGUCUAUUUGUUCUGGUUGGCCUAUAUCGCUGUCAAUAUCUUUGCGAUCGAGUUUUUCGAUUGGACUGCAGGUGGAUACACUCACAAGGUGUACAAACCAGGCAAAGCACCAAAGUUGAACGAUGUCGAAGAGGAACGUCAACAAAACAAGAUUGUAGCAGAGGCUACCUCGCACAUGAAAGAGAAUCUCAAGAUUCACGGUGGUAUCUUCACAUGGCAGAAUAUCAACUAUACCGUUCCCGUUCCCGAAGGACAGAAAUUGUUGUUGGACGAUGUCAUUGGUUGGAUUAAACCUGGACAGAUGACUGCGCUCAUGGGAUCUUCCGGUGCCGGUAAGACAACGCUACUCGACGUUCUCGCAAAGCGUAAAACAAUUGGAAUUGUUCAAGGUGAAUGUGAACUCAAUGGUAAACCGCUGGAGAUUGACUUUGAGAGAAUCACUGGAUACGUCGAGCAAAUGGAUGUCCACAAUCCAGGUUUGACAGUCCGUGAAGCAUUGAGAUUCUCGGCAAAGUUGCGUCAAGAACCAGAGGUGUCAAUCAAGGAGAAAUACGACUAUGUCGAACACGUCUUGGAAAUGAUGGAGAUGAAACACUUGGGUGAUGCACUCAUCGGAAGUUUGGAGUCGGGUGUCGGUAUCUCUGUCGAGGAGAGAAAGCGUCUUACCAUCGGACUUGAGCUGGUUGCCAAACCACAUAUCUUGUUCUUGGACGAACCAACCUCGGGUCUUGAUGCUCAAUCGUCUUACAACAUUAUCAAAUUCAUUCGUAAACUCGCCGAUGCUGGAAUGCCGCUUGUCUGUACCAUCCAUCAGCCAUCACCAGUGUUAUUCGAACACUUUGACCGUAUUCUCUUGUUGGCCAAAGGUGGAAAGACUGUGUAUUUCGGUGAUAUCGGUGAUAACUCUCAAACUCUUAUCAACUAUUUCGUUAGAAACGGUGGAAGAGAAUGCCAUCCAUCGGAGAAUCCCGCCGAGUAUAUCCUCGAUGUGAUUGGUGCCGGUGUCCACGGAAAGACCGACACCGACUGGAGCAGCGUCUGGAAGAGUUCGCCAGAGUUCAGCAACGCCAAAGAGGAACUGGCACUACUAAAGACACCAGUGGAACUAUCAAAGUACAUCGAUGUCAAUGCCAAUGCCAACGGUGUUCCCAGAGAGUUUGCAACCAACUUCCUCACCCAACUAAUUGAAGUGUACAAACGUUUCAAUCUCAUAUGGUGGCGUGAUCCACAAUACACCGUUGGUUCUUUCGUGCAAUCGAUUGUCUCCGGUCUGAUCGUAGGUUUCACCUUUUACAACCUCAAAGAUUCAUCGACAGAUAUGAACCAGCGUAUGUUCUUCCUCUGGGAAAGUAUGGUUUUAGGUAUCCUUUUGAUCUAUUUGGUAUUACCGCAAUUCUUUAUCCAAAAGAAUUAUUUCCGUCGUGACUACGCCAGUAAGUAUUAUUCAUGGCCGAGUUUCUCGAUUGCGAUCGUCGCAGUUGAGAUGCCGUAUGUUAUCAUCUCCACCACUCUCUUCUUUAUCACCACCUACUGGACUGCCGGUCUUCAAUCCGAUGCGAUCUCUGGAUUCUACUAUUGGUUGUUGAACGUCAUGUUCAGUUUGUACUUGGUUGCAUUCAGUCAGGCUUUAGGUGCCGCUUGUUUUGAUAUUGCUAUAUCAAUUGCUGCUUUACCAUUCUUGCUAUUCUAUAUUUUCUUAUUGUGUGGUGCCAACGUUCCAUAUUCACAGCUGCCAUCAUUCUUCAAGUUCCAAUACCACUUGAAUCCAGCGAAAUAUUUAAUGGAAGGAAUUGUAUCGGUUAUUCUUGAACCGGUAAAAGUCAAUUGCAAACCAUCGGAUCUAAUUGAAUUUAGCGCACCACAAGGUAGUUCAUGUGAAGGAUACACCCAAGAAUUCUUAUCCUACGCUCCAGGAUACGUAGUAUCAUUGAAUGGUACAACAGACAAAUGUGGAUAUUGCAUAUACAAAGAUGGUGCCGACUACUUUGAAUCGUUGGAUUGGAAGUACGAGAAUCGUUGGAGAAACUUUGGUAUAUUGGUGGCCUACUGGGCAUCCUCUGUCAUCGGUGUUCUUGCAUUCGUCUACCUCACCAAGAAAGGAAGAAGAUAA